ACAAUAGGACCUGUGUUUGGGUUGAGCAUGGGACUGCAUGGGUCUAAGCACCCUCAGCAGGCUCAGAUUGUGAUGCUGGGCCUGGACAGCUCGGGGAAGUCCACCCUGCUCUACAAGCUCAAGUACAACGAGUCUGUCAUCACCGUGCCCACCGUGGGCUUCAACGUGGAGAUGCUGGAGACGGAGGCGAGGGGUCCGGGGUUGACCGUGUGGGACGUGGGAGGCCAGCAGAGGAUGAGACCCCACUGGAAGCACCACUACCUGGGCACAGAGGCCCUGGUGUUUGUGGUGGACAGCUGGGACCGCAGGCGUCUGGAGGAGGCAAAGAAAGAGCUCCAUCAGGUCAUUAUUUAUUCAUAAUACAACGUUUUUCAGCCUAAUCCUGAUGCAUGAAUGUAAAUAAAUGACAGGUCAUAACCAGAUCUCUUUCUUGUCAUAUUGGGCCAUGUUGUUAUGGGGUAUAAUAAUGUGUAUACUGAUCUUUUACAUCACCCAACAGGUGCUGAGGAGCGGGAGUCUAAAGAGCAUUCCUCUGGUGGUGCUGGCCAAUAAGCAGGACCUCCCCGGGGCAGCAAGCCCACUGGAGAUCACCCACAGGUUGGACCUGAGGAGGGUAUGUGGGAACAGGGACUGGUUUGUCCAGCCGUGCUCUGGGAGGACUGGUGUGGGCCUGGAGGAAGGCUUCAGAAGGGUUGCCUAUCUGUUGAAGACUUCACUAAAGCAGACUGAGGUGGAUAUAAAGAACAGAGUAAAACAACUGAAGCCCAAAGCCAUUACGAUGAUGACCAAGACACAAGGCCUGGGCUGCAGCUAG
This is a messenger RNA of Coregonus sp. 'balchen', 814 nucleotides long. Lineage: Eukaryota; Metazoa; Chordata; Actinopteri; Salmoniformes; Salmonidae. The record is from the annotation of a GenBank genome assembly.